Messenger RNA from Neolamprologus brichardi, 3055 nucleotides. Lineage: Eukaryota; Metazoa; Chordata; Actinopteri; Cichliformes; Cichlidae. The record is from RefSeq and is a predicted model, not a curated record.
GAGUCAACAUGGUAUCACAGCAGCAGUAGACUACAGCUGUCUUGAGUUAAACUCCACUUCAGCAGCAGCUCUCCGCACCACGUUCCUGGGCUAGCUACACCCGGAUGAGAUAGCUAAAGCUGAACGGUGAAGUGUGCAGGUUGCACCCCCUUCCCCUCUCCCCCAAGAUUUUCCCCUCUCACCUUCUUGCUCUGAUCACAUCAACAUGGCCAGCGGUGAUGAUGAUGACCCGAUUAUAGAGGAGAUCGACGUGUACCUCGCCAAAAGCCUCGCAGAUAAGCUGUAUCUUUUCCAGUACCCUGUGCGACCAGCCACCAUGACCUAUGAUGAUGUCACCCACUUGGCGGCUAAGAUCAAACCCAAGCAGCAAAGGGUGGAGCUGGAAAUAUCCAUGGACACAGUGAGUCCAAACUACUGUCGCAGUAAAGGAGAGCAAAUUGCCCUAAAUGUGGACGGCACGGGUUAUGACGAAACCAACACCUACUCUGCUAAAAUGAUGGACAAGCAGACCUUCUCCUCCAUCCAGGCCACCACCAACACCUCCAGAUACGCAGCUGCUGUGUUUCGCAAAGGUGAGCUUCACGUCACACCUCUGACUGGAAUUCUUCAGAUGAGGCCCAGCUUCUCUUACCUGGACAAGGCCGACAACAAAACCAGAGAGAGGGAGGCGGCCAAUGAAGGUGGAGACUCCUCCCAGGAUGAAGCUGAGGAGGAAGCCAAGGCUAUUACGGUGAGGUUUGCUCGUCCCGAGUCGGAGCAGGCCCGACAGAGGAGGAUCCAGUCAUACGAGUUCCUUCAGAAGAAGCAGGCGGAGGAGCCCUGGGUUCACCUGACCUAUCACGGAGUCAAGGACGGGCGUUCGGAGCAUGAAAGGCAGUACCUGUUCUGUCAGUCAGGGGAUGCCUCGGAGAACUCUGAACUGGUCAAAACUCCAAAGGAGUAUCUGGCGAUGCUGAUGCCGCCUCUUGCAGAGGAGAAAGUGGUGAAGCCUGUGGGUCCCAGUAAUGUGCUCUCUAUGGCCCAGCUCCGCACUCUGCCACUCGGAGAGCAAGUCAAGACUCUGAUGAAGAAUGUGAAGGUAAUGCCAUUUGCUAAUUUGAUGGGCCUGCUCGCGUCUGGCACAGACUCGACCUCAGUGCUGCGCUGCAUCCAACAGGUGGCGCUGCUGGUUCAGGGGAACUGGGUUGUCAAGAGUGAUGUUCUGUAUCCCAAAAACACCUUCAGUGCUCACAGUGGUGUUCCUGCUGAGGUGCUCUGUCGUGGCAGAGACUUUGUGAUGUGGAGGUUCACUCUGGAGCGCUCUGUGAUGAGAAAGGAGAUUGCAUCAAUCAUCAAACUUCCCCCAGAAGACGUGAAAGAGUUCCUGGAACAUGUGGCGGCUCCUCGGGCAAACCGGGGCUGGGAGUUCCUGUUGCCUACUGAUGUAGACUUUAUUAAGAAACACCCAGAUGUUGCCCACAGGCAGAACAUGCUGUGGCUUGGCAUCCAGAGCAAGCUGGAAAAGGUGUUUAAUUUCUCUAAAGAAGACUUUGUGCCAAAGAAACUUCAGUUUCCUGCUCAGACCAAAGCAGCCCCAGAUGAACAAAAGGUGUUUGGCUUGUGGGAGACUGGAGAGGACUUCGACAAGCACCGCCGGCUGCUCUAUGAUGUGUUCACCAAGAACUACCGGGUCAGGAGGAACAUAAUCCAGGCCAGACUGGCUCAGGAGCUUGGAGACGUGUCUAAAGCCGACAUCGACCGGCUGCUUAAUGAGUGCUGCAGCAGCCACGCAGGGAUGUGGUACCUAAAGGGAACAAUUCAGUCCUGACCCCGGGAGCUUCCCCCCAUGCAGUCACCCCCAGCCAAUCAUAUCCACUCUCAGGUGUCCCGCAGGAGGGCAGUGGAAAGAUGAGAGCCAAUCACAGCAGCUCGCCCCGCUCUGAGAGUGGGCGACUAGAGGACAAAGCUGUGCUCAGAACAAGAAGCUUUUCUCAUUUCAGCUGAAGCAUUUCUGAUCUUCGUGUGAGCGCCCCGACUCAGUGGGAGGACUGAAGCUCCCCACGCACUCUGACAGCUCGAAAGCCUGAGAGGGAGGAAAUAAAUGAAGAACUAGAAAGAUGAAUAUUUGCGGUUUAUUGGUAGUUUUUUGUUUGUUUUAUUGCAUUUGUGACCUGAAAUCGGAUUAUUCUUUAGCUAAACCUUUUCCACAUCAGUUUGCUGUUUACAAUUGAAAGCAGCUGUGGCUCCGAGUGCUUUCACUUCACCCCUCCUUGUAAAUCUCCUCAGAGAAAAAACACAUUUUACUUUAUUGCUUCACCAACAAGGCAAAUGUUGUGUAAGGCCUUUUAGGCACCAAAAUUCUCCCUUAGUUUUUACAAUUUCACCAAUCUGACUUUAAGGAGUAUCAGCUGAGUAUGAUAUUUUUAUUUAUUACAUAAAAGAGGAAGGGUGGGUUUAAAGGCUUCAAUGCUUAGAUAAAAUAUGGCCGAAUACUGUAAGAAAAAAACCAAACCAAGCUAAAGUGUUAAUGAACUGAAAUCUCUGAUGACUUUGGCAAUCGUGGACCUGAAAGCUGCUUCAUCAAAUAUGGUUUCCUACAUUUCUGUUAUUCAGUCACACGUACUGAUUUCUAAACUUUUUAAUGAAUGUCGAGGUUUUUGUUGGCUAAAUGUAGAGUUUCAGAUUUUCCUUUCUUUGAGAGGAGCUUUGAGUGACCGAUUUCUUGAUGAGAACCAAUAAAGAUGUGAUUUGGAAUAAAAUGUAGAUCUGUCUCUGUGCAAACACCAGUCCAGCACACAAACACUGGACCUUCCUAAGUGGCGAUGCGGCUGAUACGCCCAUGCUAUUGCCACGUGCUGCUAUCUUGAGCCUCCGUCUAAAGUGCCUCUGCCUCACAAGGCAUUCAGGACAAACUCCAACCCUUCAUAUGAGGUAACGCUUUGAUUUCCAACACAUUGCAUUUGUGGACAUAUGAGCUGAAAUUCAAGCCAAAUCUGAUUUCCUCCAUCAUCAAAUAUUCCAAGUCAUAUUUUUUUUUAUUGGUUUGUUAUUUUGCUCAAUAAAUACUUUAAAUGUU